AUGUUCUCGCAGUUCGCACUGUCCUCGAGAUCACAUUGGAUCUCCACCCCGACGCAGAUGGAGCUCGCCACUAUGAGGAAGCCGAUGACAGCGUCGAAAACCUUUUCCUUGCCGUGCCGGUGCACCAGCUUCCACGACACCAGGCGCGCCCAGCCGAUGGGACCAGACAGCGCGGACGGCUCCAACACCGAAGGGGUGGAGUUCGAGACCUGCACGUGUUCUGAGACCUGUACGUGUUUUUCCUUGUCAAGCGCCACUUCGUAUCAGUCCGCGGCAUCGGCGAGAGGUAGCUCACCUUGCUGUCGAGCGUCUCGAGCCGAGGCCUCUUGCUCCAGCGACAGGCACGCCGAGCCGUUCGCGGAGGAGCGGCAGACGGAGCCGUCGAGGGCCUGGCUGCUGCUGCCCGGGCCCGACGGGCGGCUCGGCACCGAGGCCGAGGUGCGCACGCGGUGCACCGCCAUGCUCGGCUCGGGGCUGAGGUGCGCUCCUGCGGCGUCCAGCUCGGGCACGGCCAUGCGGAAGGCACGGCUGGGAGGGGCUGGCGGGGUUGCUGUGCGGGCCGGCUGGGCCGCGCGCCGCGACGGCCUCGGCGAGACCGCCGUCCGGGCCGGUCAGGGACAGGCGGCGCUGCGCCCGCACUCCGCGCGCAGGGCGCGGCGGAGGGCGCUGCGCUCGUCGAGGGGGUCGCCCCAGUGCUUCU
Messenger RNA from Prorocentrum cordatum, 700 nucleotides. Lineage: Eukaryota; Dinophyceae; Prorocentrales; Prorocentraceae. The record is from the annotation of a GenBank genome assembly.